AUAUUAAUCACGUUAUGGGGACAUUAUGUCCCCAUAAGGAUAGGUAAACCCGCUCACACACACACACACACACACAGGUUUGUGGGGACCAUCCAUUCGUUUCUAGGAGGAUAACCCUAAUCUUAACAUCAACAACCUUAACCCCCUACCCAGCCCUAACCUUAACUAUAAGUAACCAAACAAAAUACAAGACUGUUGACAUUUUUAGUUUUUUUUUAUGCAUUCACUAAUUUUUAUAAAAUUGAGUUUCCUCUUGCGGGGAUAGAAAAAAAACGGUAAACCGUCCCCACAUCAAAAUAAACAGGUUUUUAAUGACAGUAUGAAGACAUUUGGUUUCCACAAUGUAAUAUAUACAUAACACCCCCUGCACACAUACACACACAAGCAGAUUCUCUUAAUGUCUGAAUAUCUGACAAGAAAGCUAAUUCUAUAAUUCUGUUAAGAAUGUGUGUCAAUUUAAGUAAAAAGCUAGCCAAGACUUUGCUAUAGGCAAACGUUCAUUUCCAUAAAAAUUCCUGAGGCAAAAACACAUGAGCAAUUCAAUGGGAAUUAACUUAAAGAGAUGCAUAAAACUGUGGUAAAACGUGCUGAUGCGUAAACAAAAUAUGAUAAUGCUAAUUUAUAAGGGGAUACAGUGUGCAUUAAAACGGACCGAAAUGUUGUCUGACUAAGGGGGAACAAACAGUAAAUUGUGCUGUUCCAUGUACUGAAAGAUAUUUUGUCUAUUCGUAAUCUACAGAACAUGGUUAGUCCCUACAAAUAUUGUUUUAGAACUUUAUUUUUAACAGUUAUGUCCUAACUCUUAUCUUUUCCACGCAACGCUACUGUGACUGCCUUUUCACCGAAAGCAAAUCUUUAACAGCUUUUAUCAAGCUGUACAACAUCUAUACCUUUCCAGCAAAUUUAAAAAUAUAAUUUAAAAAUUAAUUUUAAGCAAAUCACGUGUCAUUACAAUCCCUGCUUUGAAAACAUGGCCAUUGGUUAUAUGUGCUUAGAAACAUGCGAUAGGUCAUUAAUAUCUCCUAUCUAAUUGGCAUGUUUUUUUCCGUAUCCGUAAUACAGUUUAACGAUAUUAUCAAUAUUAUCAAUCAGGAUGAUAUAAGCUUAAAUAUUUUUAUUAACAACGUGUUAUUGCAUUAUAAGCACGCUGGUUACUACGGACGUAUUUUCAUUCAUAAAAAAAACUCAUCAUCCCGACGAGAAGAAAAAGCCUAAUCGGUAUCGAUAGGAGUCUCUUGCUGAGUAGGAAGGGGUGGGUACACGUCCUCGGAGCACGCCCCCCACCCACCACGGCCACUGCCGUGAGAGAAAAACCUCUAGUCGACUGUACGCCGGCCACUCUUUGCAAUAUGCAUGUCCAUCGGACGUUUCGCCUACCAUUCCUGAUCGCUUUUAAAAGUGUGCUCCCGGUUCUACAAAACCCAAGCUAAGAAGGCUGGAUGAAUCGCCCGCGCACACUGUGAGGAAUACAGCUAUAAAUAUAGCAAACUCACUUUAACAUUGAGCCCUGACUGGAACGGCCGCUACGGUAAUAAAGGGUCCAAUAGCGGGACAACUAUGCAUCUCCUGAUGUGGAAACUGCGUCUUCUUGCAUUACUACCUUACGUCUUAAAUACAGUGGCGAUAACGGGGAGACCGCAGUUAACUCCGAGAAGAGCAAAGAGUCUUGAACAGUUGGCUGCGUAUGAGAUUGUAACUCCAGUGCGAGUAAAUGAAGCCGGAGACAAGUUACCACCUAACGUGCACUAUAAAAGGAAGAAAAGAAGCCUUGACACAGCGGAGGGCAUCUCCAGUCAGUGGGCUCCUUCAGUCCAUUACAGACUCUCCGCUUUUGGGCAGGACUUUCACUUAAACCUCACCUCGGACUCCACAUUUAUCGCUCCUCUUUACACCGUUUCCAUAAUCGGAAUAUCUACCAGAAAUAACCUGACAGACAUGCCAUCAGAUGAAGAGGAGGAUACGGACCUUCAGCACUGCUUUUACAAAGGGCACGUCAAUGCAAAAGAGGAGCAUCCGGCGGUCAUCAGUCUUUGCUCCGGACUGCUCGGGACGUUCAUGUCCCCAGAAGGAGAAUACUUUGUGGAGCCCCUUCACAGCUACAAUGGUGAACAUUAUGAAGAAGAACAUAACAAACCUCAUCUAGUGUACAGAAAGGAUGCCUUGCAUGCAGCCUGGCCCCGGAACGUGACUGAGUGUGACACUUCAGGACAUAAACACAGGCAGAGGAAACAUAAAAGGAACCAGGGGAAGCCGUUUGCCGGAGACAUGCUGGCUGCUCUGGACAGCUUGAGUGAAAGCUUUUCUACUGAUGCUUCAUCCGCGAGGGAAAAUAAGCAAAGGGCUAAUGACAGCAGCGCCUCAGGACCUCACCGGAGAUCAAAGCGCUUCCUCUCCUAUCGCCACUUCGUGGAAGUCAUGCUGGUUGCCGACAGCAAAAUGCUGGCGCACCACGGCAGCAAUCUGCAGUAUUACAUCCUGACGCUGAUGUCCAUUGUUGCUUCCAUAUAUAAAGAUCCAAGCCUUGGAAACCUAAUAAAUAUAGUCAUUGUGAAGCUGGUUAUACUCAGUAAGGAAUCGGAUAAUCUGAAAAUCAGCUUUGAUGCACAGGACACUUUAAGGAACUUCUGCGUUUGGCAGCAAAGGGAGAACCACCCGGAUGAUAACCACUACUCCCAUCAUGAUACCGCUAUUCUCAUCACCAGGCAGGACAUCUGUAGGGCACGGGACAAGUGUGAUACGUUAGGCCUGGCAGAGCUCGGCACAGUGUGUGAUCCGUACCGGAGCUGCAGUCUCAGUGAAGAUAAUGGACUCAGCACAGCUUUCACCAUCGCCCACGAGCUGGGACACGUGUUCAACAUGCCUCACGAUGACAGUAACAAAUGCAAAGAGGAACAUGUGAAGAGCCAGCAGCAUGUGAUGGCCCCCAUGUUGAACUAUGACACCAACCACUGGACUUGGUCCAAAUGUAGCAGGAAAUACAUCACUGACUUCCUUGACACAGGCUAUGGCGAAUGCUUGCUUGAUGAGCCGAUAUCUAGACCAUACGUUCUGCCUCAGCAGCUUGCCGGACAGACAUACAGUGUUAAUAAACAAUGUGAAUUGAUAUUUGGGCCCGGAAUGCAGGUGUGCCCAUAUAUGAUGCAGUGUCGGAGGCUGUGGUGCACCAGGCCAGAAGAAGCUCAGCGCGGCUGCCGGACCCAGCACAUGCCGUGGGCAGAUGGGACCGAGUGCGCAUCGGGCAAGCACUGCAGACAUGGCGCAUGCGUCCCCAGGGAGCAGGAGACCCCCCCUGUAGACGGCGCCUGGGGUGUCUGGAGCCCCUUCGGGACCUGCUCGCGCACGUGUGGGGGGGGCAUCAAGAUCGGCGUGCGCGAGUGUAACCGGCCCAUCCCCAGGAAUGGCGGGGACUACUGUGUAGGGCGGCGUAUGAAGUUCCGCUCCUGUAACUCUGAGCCAUGCUUCAAGCAGAGGAAGGACUUCAGGGAAGAGCAAUGUAGCGCUUUCGAUGGCAGGCACUUCAACAUCAACGGUCUGCCUACAAACGUGCGCUGGGUCCCCAAAUACAAAGGAAUCGUCAUGAAGGACCGCUGCAAGCUCUUCUGCAGGGUGGCUGGGAGCACUGCGUACUACCAACUCAGGGACAGGGUCAUCGAUGGGACCCCAUGCAGUCCGGACACCAAUGACAUUUGCGUUCAGGGACUUUGCAGGCAAGCAGGAUGUGACCACAUUCUGAACUCCAAGGCCAGAGAGGAUAUGUGUGGCGUUUGUGGGGGGGACAAUUCCUCGUGUAAGGCAGUGACCGGGACGUUCAACACCAUCCAAUACGGGUAUAACGUCGUCGUUCAUAUUCCCAGUGGUGCUACAAACAUCGACAUACGGCAGCACAGCUACUUCGAGCGGCCGGAGGACGAUAACUACCUUGCCAUUUCCAACAGUCGAGGGGAGUUCCUGCUGAAUGGAGACUUCGUCGUCAGCAUGUUUAAAAGGGAAAUAAAGGUGGGGGGUGCGGUUUUGGAGUACAGUGGCUCAGAUCAUGUGGUUGAGAGGAUCAACUGCACCGACAAGACUGAGGAGGAGAUUGUUGUCCAGGUGCUCUCUGUGGGUAAGCUGCACAACCCAGAUAUCAGGUACAGCUACAACGUCCCCGUCGAGGACAGGUUCUCCUGGGAUGCCUACGGCCCGUGGCUGGAGUGCAGCCAGCUCUGCCAAGGGAAUCGGCAGAGGAGGAUCGUGUGCAAUCGGGAGUCGGACCGCAUGGAGGUGUCGGACCAGCGGUGUUAUGGGUCGCCGCUGCCCACCACCAUCACAGAGCCCUGCAACACAGAGUGUGAGCUCAGGUGGCACGUGGCACGGAAGGGGGAGUGCUCAGCACAGUGCGGCCCUGGAUUCCGCAUCCUGGAGAUCUACUGCACCAAGCACAGUGACGGGGAGACCAAGAAGGUGGAAGAGCGCUACUGUAGCAACCAGCACAAACCGGGGAACAAGGAGCACUGCAUGGGCGACUGCACCCCCGUGGCCUGGGAGUACUCCCCGUGGACAGAGUGCUCCAAAACCUGUGGUGGGGGGACACGGCGCCGAGUGGCAGUGUGCGGGAAAUCCACCGGUGUCCUUCAAGACGAGAGCAAGUGCAGCCAACAGGACAAACUAACUGUUGAGCCUUGCAACGAGUUCCUCUGCCCUCAGUGGAAGACGGGAGAGUGGUCUGAGUGCCUGGUGACCUGCGGGAAAGGGUCUAAGCACCGACAGACGUGGUGUCAGUUUGGGGAAGAACAUCUGGACGACCAGUUCUGCGACGAUUCCAAGCCGGAGUCGGUCCAGGCCUGUCAGCAGCAGGAAUGUGCUUCCUGGCAGAUUGGACCCUGGGGACAGUGCAGCACCACGUGUGGCCCGGGCUACCAGCAGAGGGUGGUGAAGUGUGUGGUGGGAUCGUACGGGUCUGUCAUGGACGACAUCGACUGUAACGCAGCGACCAGACCCACUGGCACUCAGGACUGUGAACUGCAGCAAUGUCCCGAAAAGCCUCCCACCUUCCAAGAGCCAAAACUGCCACCCCAACCCAUUCACACAACGCAGUGGAGAUUUGGGUCAUGGACACAGUGCAGCGCUACCUGCGGCAAAGGCUCGAGGAUGCGCUAUGUGAGUUGCCGUGACAAUCAGGGGGGCGUGGCCGAGGAAUCAGCAUGUUCCCACCUCCCCAAGCCACCGGCCCAAGAAGUGUGCUCAGUGGUAGCCUGUGGUCAGUGGAAGGUCUUGGAAUGGACACUGUGCUCCGUGACGUGUGGCCAGGGCAAGGCCACUCGGCAGGUGGCGUGCGUGAACUUCAGUGACCAGGCCAUGCACACCAGCGAGUGUGAUCCCGACGAUCGGCCUGUGACGGAGCAGGAGUGCAGCAUGCCCCACUGCCCCACGCGUCCCGACCCUCUGCCCAAAAACCUCUCACUGCCCCCCAGUGGCCGAAGCCAGUGGAGGACAGGACCAUGGGGAGCGUGCACAAAGCCCUGCGGCAACGGGAUGAAGACACGGCAGGUGGUCUGUCAGUCCCUCACGGGGAGGCGCUUUCACGACCUGAGCUGCGACAUCCUAGACAAGCCCCCUGACCGCGAGCAGUGCAACACGGAGCCCUGCCCUUCGAACCCCCACUGGAACGCUGGCCCCUGGAGCUCGUGUUCCGCAGCCUGCGGGAAAGGAUACAGGUACCGCAAAGUGACCUGCGUGUCCCGAUCCGGGAGGCCUGUUCCCGAGGAGAGCUGCCAGAAGCUGCCCCCCCCCAACAGGCAGCGGCGCUGCCGGGGGGGUCGAUGCCCCAAGUGGAAGACUGGCAGCUGGGGAGAGUGUUCCUCCUCGUGCGGCAGAGGGGUGCAGACGCGGGAAGUCGUCUGCGACAUUGCAGAGGAGGGCAGCGCCGAACACUCAGAGUGCCCACUGUCCGCCCGGCCACCGUCCAGCCAGACCUGCCAGGUCGCCGAGUGCCCGGAGACCUACCGCUGGACGGAGGGAGACUGGACAGAGUGCAGCCAGAGCUGUGGGUCGGGGCACCGACUGCGGGAGCCGUUGUGCCUGAAUCGGAACGGGGAGCAGGUGCAUGAUGCGCUCUGCGCAGAGCUAACGAGGCCGGCCGACACGGAGAGCUGCAAUCUCCAGCCAUGUGACUUCCUGUGGAUCACUGGGGAAUGGUCAGAGUGCUCGGUAACCUGUGGACAGGGCUACCGGAGAAGACUGGUGUCUUGCAGUGAAGUGCAUUCUGGGAAGGAUCAUUAUGAAUACGGGUACCAGUCGUCAUUCAGCUGCCCCGGGACGCCGCCGGAAAGCGUGCUGGUGUGCAGCCUGCCCCCCUGUCCUCAUCCUCAGGCCUGGAGGGCCGGGAUCUGGGGACCGUGCUCUGUGACCUGUGGCGAGGGGGUCAGUGAGCGGACCGUGCAGUGCGUGACCUCCGACGGCGAGGACAGCGAAGGCUGCCCCCCCCAGGACAAACCCGAGGGACGCCGGAGGUGCAGUAGCCCUCCCUGCCAUUUAGCAGCCAGCUGCAGUGAGGUCCAGCGGCUAACUGGCCUCCUGCACGACGGGGAGCAGCUGCUCCGCAUCGAGGGGAGGGCGCUGACGAUCUACUGUGCAGACAUGCACUCAGGCAGCCCCAAGGAGUACAUCACGCUGAGGGCGGGCAGCACAGAGAACUUCUCAGAGGUCUUCGGGUUCAGGCUCAGCAAUCCCAUGGAGUGCCCCUACAACGGCACUCGGCGAGAGGACUGCAACUGCCGCAAGGACUACAUCGCGGCUGGCCUGUCAGCCUUCAGCAAAGUCCGGCUAGACCUGGGCAAGAUGCAGAUCAUCACCACCGACUGGCAGUUUUCCCUGACACAGGAAGGCCACCAGGUGCCCUUCGCUACAGCUGGUGACUGUUACAGCGCCGCCCAGUGUCCGCAGGGGAGGUUCAGCAUCAACCUCGCGGGGACCGGUUUUCUCGUGGCUGAGGACACAAAAUGGAUCGCCCAAGGAAACUAUGCGGCAGCAAACAUACAAAAAUCACAGGAUGGCAGCAAAGUGACGGGAAUGUGUGGAGGGUACUGUGGGAAGUGUACUCUGUUCAAUGGCUCUGGCUUGCAUGUCAAAGUGAAGUGAUUCUGGAGCAGACAGCAGACGUCACCGUGUUUUACAAGACCUACGGUGCUACAAUUCAAAGCCUUAUCUCUCGGAAUGACCUCUGUGCCCUGCGACAUGUAAAUAUGUAAACUAGACAUUGUACAAACUGUACAUAGCAAUUUCUGACAUUUUUAUGAAUUAUUUAUGAUACUCACAUUUAUUUUUAUAUGGGUAAUUAUUUAAAUUUUUUAAAUGGGUGGCAGGCUGUCGCAUCAACUUCCACGAAACGAAGCGAACACAGUUUUUGAGUUUCGUUAUAGUCUAACCCCGAAAUUCCAGGUUAGAAUAAACUACUGCUGGAGCUGGCUAACAUAACGAGUCACUCGUGAGGCUCGCUGCGACUGGUGUGGCCGAGAGGAUCAGCCAGUGCACUGCUGCGGAGGUGGGCCUUUACCGCUGCGUUAGUAGGUGGGCCUUUACCGCUCGGGGGAAGGGGGGUGUUUGCAUGGUGAGCAGCAUAAUCUGCUUGUUGAGUUACAGGAGCUGUUGUCUCUUCUUUAGGCAGCUGUGAGUAGUUUGGCACCCAGGUAACCUUUAUCGAUCUGUGCAAAACCGAGGCGCAUGAAAUGAGGCAGAGGGCCCCAGUCAGGCAUCAGCCGGGACGGGCCUGUGGGAUGCUCGAUUAUUUUCACUGGUUAUGAUUUCUGAGUGGUGAGAAACGGACACUUAGUGAUAUUUUAAUUAACUACAGGGCUGCUGGAUGUGGGCUUCUCUCACCAGCUAUGAUUUUCUAGUGAUGAAAGCGAUUCAGUUAAGGGCAGGAAUGGUGUGUCACAGUACCACUGCAAGCUCACGUCCAUCCAUCAUACUAAGGUGCGCGUCAAACUGCACACUGUUCUUUUUGUAUCACAGUACCAGUUGACCAGUUAACUGUUUUUUCAUUGUAAUGUUUCAUAAGAUGACAAGUUCAGUGUGGUUAAUUCACUAUUGUUUUAUUGUUAAAGGAAAAACAAUCAGGGUACUUUUUUCAUUCUGUGCAUUCUUUUUUAUUUUUUGAAAGGCAACUGUUUCUGAGAGUCAGCGAUAACUGGCUCAGAUUUAAUAAGCCACACGUACAGCAGUUGGCUUCUUCUUUUGUCCAUUUUACUUAUUAGCUGUGUGGGUAGCUGACCUCCGCUGUGGAGUCGAGAUACAUUUCAUGUACUGGGAGGGAUUUGCAUGGAGACGCUUGUAGGGUUACAAGUUACCAAGGACUGAGAAAUGGAGAGCCCACAGAACCAGGGGACUUCUUCAUAUGACCAGGCGAAUACCUCACACGACCAGGCGAC
This is a messenger RNA of Paramormyrops kingsleyae, 8405 nucleotides long. NCBI's taxonomy places the organism in Eukaryota, Metazoa, Chordata, Actinopteri, Osteoglossiformes, Mormyridae. The record is from RefSeq and is a predicted model, not a curated record.